AAUACACCAACUCUGCCGUUGCUGGGAAGUUUUUAGUUCGAGUUUUAACAAUCAGCUCAAAACGAGACAAUAGGAUUCAUUUAAUUCAUAACAAAUAAAAACGACUGGUCGCAGAUGUAGAAAUUAAGAUGAGAAUGACAGUUCCAUAAUAUCCUGGAACGGGAGGAGGAAACUUUGGCGAACUCUCUCUUUCUUCACCAAAACUUUUUCCAUAGUCCCUCCCCCUCCUCCUCCUCCUCCUCCAGCUGUGUCUCCACUCCGGACGGGUUGUCUCGGGGGCCAUGGCGCAGCUCUCUGUCCUACUCUCUGUAUACGUGGCGUUUCAUUUAGUCCUCCGAGCAUCCCUCCAUGUCGCCGCGGUGGGUCCGGCCGUGGGCAGCGCCAACCUCCUGGCUCUCCUUCAGCCAUAUGACCGCAUGUACUACAGCGGGGUCCGUGCGUACUUCGGCGAGGAGUGGGCGAAGGCUGCGGAGAUGCUGGAGAAAUCCAUCCUGACCAAGCAGUCGCUGCACAGGGUGCGCAGACAGUGCCAUGAGGAGUGUGAGGCAGCAGGGACACAGGGGCUGUCUAAACUGGACUCUGCGGAGGGGAGUCUGUGGGACCUCUGGACCUUGGAUUGGGUGCAGCAGAGGGCUGAGUGUUUGAGGUUUUGUGUCGGACGCUCUGUCAGCCCUGCAGGGCAGCUUCCGGUUUCCUCAGACAUAGAAUAUGAAUUCGGCACUCGCAACCCUUACAACUAUCUGCAGGUCACAUACUACAAGUUGGAAAAGUUGCAGAAGGCGGCGUCAGCAGCUCAUACGUACUUUGUGGCCAAUCCCAGUCACCUGGAGAUGAGGAACAACAUUGAGAAGUACAGGCGGAUGGAAGGAGUGACCGAAGAGGCCUUCCAGGACAGAGAGAUCGAGAACGAGAAGCACUGGGACCUUUAUGAUGCUGCAGUGCAGUAUGAGGCCUCCUCUGACUGGAGGCAAGCGUCAGAGAAAUGGAAGGCGUGUGUGAAUGAGACCCUGCGGCAGACGGAGGAGUGCAGGGUGCAGUGUGAGGUGGCCUCCCAGCUGCUGCCAGAGGACAGGGGAGUGGGCAGUGUGGACGGUGUGUUCCAGAAGGCUGCAGCUCUGUCUCUCUCCCUGCUCUCGUGCCGGCAGUUCUGUGUGACUCAGGUCGCCACACGACCCGGAAGGAUUUCUGCUCAGGAGGACUACCUGCCCACACAGCUGGAACAUCUGCAUAUUGCACAGUUUAAAGCUGGUGACAUUACUGGAGCCGUGCAGACACUGCGCUCUCUUCUCCUGUUUUACCCCACAGACAAGGACUCUUUAAACAACCUGCAGCUCUACUAUGAAACACUAGGAGGUGACACAGAGUCACCGCCUGCUCAGGAAAUUGUCCGAUACUUCAGUCGCUCUUUGCAGGAGAAGAAGCUCCUGUAUUUCGGGAUGGAGAACCUCGACCUCAGUUUUACCGACCCAGAUCUUUGGACUCCUGAGGAUGUUGUACCUGAAUCGCUGAGAGCGGCUUGGAGAGUUGAAAAAGAAAAAAUAAACGAGAAAAUAAAUAAGGGCGAUCAGGAGGAGGAAGUGGAUGACAGUGGCUUUUUCGCAGGUGGUCCGGUCCCUCGUAAGGGCGUGACCAUCACCAUGGAUGACCUGAUCUUGAACGGGACCAAUCGCGUAGCAUUAGACGGAGUGAUGACCGAGAAGGAGUGUGACCGAGUACUGCAGCUAGCAGCGGCUGCGGCAUCAGUUGGAGACGGCUACAGAGGACGACGGUCUCCUCACACACCGCAUGAGAUGUUUGAGGGCCUGACUGUGCUCAGGGCUUUAAAGCUGGCUCAGGAAGGCCUGGUCAACCAAUCAGAUGCCAGACUGUUACACGAGCUGGGCGAGCGAGCCAGAGACCUGCUGCAUUCCUACUUCAGGAGCCCCUCAGGACUCUUCGUGUCGUUCACACACCUGGUCUGCCGCAGUGCCAUCGCAGGGCACCAGGAGGGCAGAUUGGACCUGUCCCACCCCGUCCACGUCGACAACUGCCUCCUUGAGCCGGAGACCAAACAGUGCUGGAAGGAGCCGCCAGCGUUCAUACACAGAGACCUGAGUGCUAUUCUCUACCUGAACGACAACUUUGAUGGCGGAGAGCUGUUUUUCACGAACAGGGAUGCCAAGACAGUAACGGCUCAAGUCAAACCCAGCUGUGGUCGACUGGUGGGCUUCUCCUCAGGUCCAGUGAAUCCCCACGGUGUUACUGCGGUGACCAGUGGCCGGCGGUGCUCGCUCGCCCUGUGGUUUACAAAGGAGAAGCUCUACAGGGAUAUGGAGCGAGAGGAGGCAGAGGCCUUGUGGGCCGCCGACGGGCAGAGUGUGGUGAAGAAGGACGAGGAGGAGGCGAAGGGCGGCAGCACCACCGCCACCAGGAACGCUCGGAGCCAAGCCUCAAAUGAGAGGAGCCGGGGGAGAGGCAGGGUGACGGGGGCCAAAGACGAGCUGUGAGAGUCCGAACUAACCUGAAGAGACUAAAACUGGAACCCAUUCUCAUUUGCUGCCAUUCCAGUGGAAAAGACAUCAUCCCAUAACAGAACCAAAACACCCAAAACAUUUCAACUCAUCUGAUUUUUAACAUUCACUCUCUUCAUCUUGCUGCGAUUUUCAUGUGAAGCUGGAAUGUAUAUACUGUGUUUAUAUUGUAUAUGAUGAAGGUAAGGGAGGGAAACACGGCCCGUGUCUGAUAUCAGAAAAAUGAAGAGAAUAAAAGAGGAAAUGAACGUGA
Messenger RNA from Pleuronectes platessa (European plaice), 2763 nucleotides. RefSeq names its product prolyl 3-hydroxylase 3 (gene p3h3). The coding region runs from base 282 to 2486 and encodes 734 amino acids. NCBI's taxonomy places the organism in Eukaryota, Metazoa, Chordata, Actinopteri, Pleuronectiformes, Pleuronectidae. The record is from RefSeq and is a predicted model, not a curated record. Gene Ontology annotation, molecular function: L-ascorbic acid binding; iron ion binding; procollagen-proline 3-dioxygenase activity. Gene Ontology annotation, biological process: collagen metabolic process. The transcript has 16 exons. Gene Ontology annotation, cellular component: endoplasmic reticulum.